AUGACUUCUCAUUUUAAUCUUCCAUCAUUUGAUUCAACUUUUGCAGCAGCCGCCGCCGUUGCAGCAGCUUCAGCCGCUACUUCGCCAAAUUCUUCGCCGCCAUUAGGACUUGUGACUUCAACGGAAGGUCAACUUGAAUAUGGAAAUAGGAAUUCUCAAUUUUUAGUUCAAAAAAUAACUGAAGUUUUUCGGCAACAGCAACAACAAAAUCAAACAAAUGCUGAUAUCAAUCAUGGUGAUGGUGGUGAAUCUUAUCAAUAUGGUGGUGGGAUCGGAAUUAAUUCGAAUAAUACUUUCUCGCCUGAGAAUGGAAGUGAACAUGGAAGUAGUGAGACCAGAAGACUUUCAACUCCGAUUGAAAUUGAGCAGCAUGAUGCGACUAAUCGUCACAUGAUUAAUGGUAUUGGUGGAGCACAUCGUGCUCGUUCUCAAACCUUACCUUACCAAACAGCACAACAAUUAACAGCAACACAUUUAGGUGAUAUGAAUUCGGCCCGAUAUACGGCCGCUCCUUAUCCGGCCACAACAUCCUCUUUGUACUUCGAUCGUCGCACAAAUUCAAAUAUGUCGAUCCUACCGAAUUUGUCACCCUUUUCUAAUCACCCCAAAAUUGUUCAAUUACCUCCACCAAUAGACGCUGGUGUAACCGAUAACACUUCCGAUGGAUGGAGAGCAGCUAUAAAUGGAGUAGUUAUGUCUGAUAACAAUGAACUACUGUGGGCGCAAUUGACCCGUUAUGACCGUGCAAACAUGCACCCCAAUAACAUCACUCCUGGUAUGCACCAGGCAGCACCUGAUUAUGGAAUGAUGACUACUCCUCGCUUUACGAAUGGCAGUGUCACCCCGCCGAUGGCACCAAACGGUUCUCCGGUGAAACAACAAAGUCCUCAGACUCCAACGAGACCACCUCAAGCACCAGCACCUGCUGCCAUGAUGACUACCUUUAGCUCAAAGACUGUAUCGUCGACUCCUAAACGAUACAAAUGCACCAUAUGUCAGAAGAGAUUCACUCGGCCAAGUUCUUUGCAAACCCAUAUGUACAGUCAUACAGGUGAAAAAC
Messenger RNA from Ambispora leptoticha, 1060 nucleotides. The record is from the annotation of a GenBank genome assembly. Lineage: Eukaryota; Fungi; Glomeromycota; Glomeromycetes; Archaeosporales; Ambisporaceae.